Messenger RNA from Triplophysa rosa, 4757 nucleotides. It is a transcript of the gene sim1a, whose product is annotated as SIM bHLH transcription factor 1a. NCBI's taxonomy places the organism in Eukaryota, Metazoa, Chordata, Actinopteri, Cypriniformes, Nemacheilidae. Gene Ontology annotation, molecular function: DNA-binding transcription factor activity, RNA polymerase II-specific; protein dimerization activity; RNA polymerase II transcription regulatory region sequence-specific DNA binding. The record is from RefSeq and is a predicted model, not a curated record. The coding region runs from base 1062 to 3311 and encodes 749 amino acids. The transcript has 12 exons. Gene Ontology annotation, biological process: regulation of transcription by RNA polymerase II. Gene Ontology annotation, cellular component: transcription regulator complex; cytoplasm; nucleus.
CUAAAAAAUGGUUUUGUUUCUGACUAACACCGUAAUUAAAAAUCACAACCGUUUGAAUAAUCUUUUAAUUUAUUUCCCCUGGUUGUAAUGGAGACUCAGGUUUUAUGUCUCUCCCGAGGACUUCGUGUAUGGCAAACUAUUUUCGAUUGUUCUCUUUUCCACUGACGCGGUUUAAUCAGCAGCAAAUUCAAGCUUUAGGAAAAGGUUAAAGCAGCAUCAAGCGUUGCGUGUGCAGGGCCCAUCCACUGUGAUUUUCUCUUGCCGCGAGUGAUUUCCUAUUACACACACAGACUGCAGCCCUUCAGGGGCACAAAAGAAACAUCUCUUGAUAUUUCGUACAUAUUUUGACGUUUUUUACUUUUAUGACAAAAUUAUCAUUAUUGUUCAAAAUAUUAAUAAUAUAAUUUUCGUGUAAUAACACAUGCAAACAUCAACGCAUUUUAUAUUACAGAAAAGUGAAGCGCUUGCAUUUGAAAUAAAUGAAUUGAUCCAGAAUAUAGAUAGAAAUGUUAUUAUUAUAUUAGAAUUAUUAUUAUUACCUGUAUAACUAGAAUAGUAUUGCGUUAAUGGUCUGCAUUUAACAGCUUCUGGUUUCACAUGGUCAAUGGCAUCCAAUGGGAAAAUCCUGUCUGGUGCAUGAGUGUCCAAUGAGCUGAGGAUCAGGGGGCGGGUCUACGUGCAGCCUACAGACAGAAAGAGAGUUUCACAAACUCCCAUCCAAACAAGAUCCUUCUGGAUACUAAGAUGCGUGUUUGCUGUGGAAUUCAGCAUGAAUUAGUCUGGAUAUUUCUGAUCGUUAUGGACCAACGAACAGAAUGAAAUUCAUCCGAUGAGGGUUUCGUGGGCAGUUGAUGGACGGGUGAAUCUUUUCUUAUAAAGACCCAAGAGGAUUUCAUGUUGCAUACCUUAAGGCUCAUAUCGGAUGAAACUAAUGAAAAGCAUGUAUUUGUGUGAAAUGUUUGCUGGGUAGGGAAUUUUGGGAUCAGUGUUCAGAUGCUGGUAAAGGAGAUUUCACGCCUGCGGUUUGAUUCUUGAAGUGAAGGUGUCCAGUGGUGAUAGAGAUGAAGGAGAAGUCGAAGAACGCGGCGCGCACGCGUCGGGAAAAAGAGAACAGCGAGUUUUAUGAGCUCGCCAAACUGCUGCCUUUACCCUCAGCCAUCACCUCACAGCUGGACAAGGCCUCCAUCAUCAGACUUGCCACCAGCUACCUGAAGAUGAGGAUAGUCUUCCCUGAAGGUCUUGGGGAAUCUUGGGGCCACGUGAGUCGAGCCAGUUCUCUGAAUAAUGUGGGUCGAGAGCUGGGAUCACAUUUGCUUCAGACUUUGGAUGGCUUUAUUUUUGUGGUGGCUCCAGAUGGUAAAAUCAUGUACAUUUCUGAAACGGCAUCAGUGCAUUUAGGAUUGUCACAGGUAGAGCUGACGGGGAACAGUAUUUAUGAAUACAUCCACCCCGCGGAUCAUGACGAGAUGACCGCAGUGCUGACGGCGCACCAGCCCUACCAUUCCCACUUUCUACAUGAGUAUGAAAUGGAGAGGUCGUUUUUUCUAAGAAUGAAAUGCGUCCUUGCCAAAAGAAACGCAGGCUUGACAUGCGGAGGUUACAAGGUCAUUCAUUGCAGUGGAUAUCUGAAGAUCCGUCAGUAUAGUUUAGACAUGUCCCCAUUUGAUGGCUGUUAUCAGAAUGUGGGUCUGGUGGCCGUGGGUCACUCACUCCCACCCAGCGCAGUGACCGAGAUAAAGCUCCACAGCAAUAUGUUCAUGUUUAGAGCCAGUCUAGACAUGAAGCUCAUCUUCCUGGAUUCCAGGGUUGCAGAGCUCACUGGCUACGAACCACAGGAUUUAAUAGAGAAGACACUUUAUCAUCACGUCCACGGCUGCGACACUUUCCACCUGCGCUGUGCGCACCACUUGUGUGAGUUAGUGCUCGUAAAGGGACAGGUCACAACCAAAUACUACCGAUUUCUGGCUAAGCAGGGCGGUUGGGUGUGGGUGCAGAGUUAUGCCACUAUCGUUCACAACAGCAGAUCAUCUAGACCUCACUGCAUUGUCAGCGUCAACUACGUUCUCACGGACACAGAGUAUAAAGGACUACAGUUGUCCUUAGAUCAGGUGACAUCCACUAAGCCCUCAUUCACCUACAACAGCCCCUCCAAUCCCAUCAGUGAGAACAGAAGAGUGGGCAAAAGCAGGGUUUCCCGUACCAAGACCAAGGCACGUCUUUCUCCCUAUUCACAGUAUCCAGUCUUUCCCACAGAUCGUUCGGAGUCGGAUCACGAUAGUCCGUGGGGUGGGAGCCCACUCACCGAUUCUGCCUCCCCUCAACUUCUGGAGCCGUGUGAAGGGAUAGACUCCUCAUGUGUGUACCGACAGUUCUCUGAACAGCGACCAGUUUGCUACAGCCUACCAUUGGCAGAUGAUCACCACACCUCUAGUGGCCUCUAUACCCACACUCAUUCCGAGUCCUGUGAGCGGGGUCGCUGUAGGGCCGGUCGAUACUUCCUGGGCACAUCUCAGCCUGGACGAGAGGCAUGGUGGGGUGCGGCCCGCUCUGUCAUCCCAUUAGCCAAGUCUUCGCCCGAGAAUGGAGAUAGUUACGAAGAUGUGAUGCCCCACAUCUCCUCAGUUCACAGCAUGCAAGUGAGGGCUCACUGGGAUGAGGACAGUGUCGUCAGCUCACCUGAUGCCGGCUCAGAUUCAGGGGACCGAUACCGUAGCGACCAAUGCCGUGUGAGCCCUCAAGAGCCCAGUAAGAUUGAGACGUUGAUUCGAGCCACACAACAGAUGAUAAAAGAGGAGGAAAGUCGUCUACAGCUGCGAAAGGCUGCCACAGACAUACCUUUGGAGACUACGAAUGGUCUGGCCAAGAGCCACAGCCAGUCAUUUAGUAGUGAUUUUACCCAGUCAGCAUUGUGUCGAGGGACAGCUCAGGUGAUAAGCCCCGCCCCUAGUCCCGUUGCUCUGUCUCGCCUGAGCAACCCCAACCCUGACAGACUGGGUAAAAGUAAAGACUUCCUGCAGAAUGACCUCUCCUCUUCUCAACAACACCAGCAACCGUUGCCCCUGACAGGCACCUGUGCUGUUUCUCCAACCCCUGCUCUCUACCCCUCCCAUUCCCGCCAGUACCUGGAAAAACACACAGCCUACUCACUCACUAGCUACGCACUUGAACAUCUGUAUGAGGCCGACAGCUUCAGAGGAUACUCGCUGGGUUGCUCAGGUUCUUCUCAUUAUGACAUGGCCACUCUCCGCAUGCAGACCGAACAAACCCCCAGCCAUAAAGGCACCUCUGUCAUUAUCACCAAUGGCAGCUGAUGUUUGUCCAAACACACACCAUCACCCACUCACUCAAGCUAGCCAUUUGUAUGGAAUUAUUUUUAUUCCUAUAGAUAUUAAGGGAUGUGAAAUCUGGAAAUCUGUAAAACAGAAACUCGAAGACCGCGCGAAUAGACAAUUACCACUUUUCUUUUAUAACCACUAUUUCACUUUUCACUGGUUAAUGCUUGAAUGAAUGGGACUUACCCAAUUCAUUUAUGGAAGCAAACGUGAUCUCCAUAAAAUGUCCACUUAUUGCUAAUAGCACAUUAAUUAUUUAUAUGGUGGUUUCAAACAGUAUUAAUCUAUUUAGUAUAUUUUGUCUGGAAAUCACAUUUGUGGGGUCCCUGAUAUUUUGUGGUAUAGGCUACCAUAUGUUGACUGUUAUUUAUUUCAAAAUCCAGUUUAAUUCCUGUAGUCAUUUGUCCUCCGAGACAACCAAAACCUCAGUGCAACCAUGUUUAACAUGACACUGGGCGAAAAACACCAGUGGCAGCAAGCGGAUAUACCAGAGAUCACAAAUUGUUUCUGAAGCAUUCGGUUAUUUUAAGUUGUUUGAGGUUUCAUGUUGCAUAUGUUCAUCUUGGCUUAUUUCUGAAUGUACAAGACUGAAGGUUAAAAUACAGAAAUAUAAGCCUAAAAUUAUUGGUUUGAAUCUUUAUUUAGUUUUCGAAUGGAUGAUUACCUAUUAUGUUAUAAACUUUUUUUAAACGAACAAAUAUACAUACUUUAUUUGUUCUUCUGCAAGCUCAAUUAAAACAUCAACCUUUAAACAUUAUGCAAUUAUGAAAAACUUUUGAUUUUAUUCAAACUGAUGGAACUAUUUAGAGAUUUGUUGGUGAGUAGUGACAGAGGAUGUGGAGAAAAGUGAAUGACUAAUCUGCAGUGGUGGGACACGGGAGAGAUUUCAGUUGUGCUGCUAUUUGGUGUAUUGGGGUUCCACACUGGAGGACUUUGAAGUAUAAUAUGGACAUCAAGGGGGAGUUUUUCUGUAGACAGUAGCUCUUACCUCACCCCAUCAUGUAUUUAUAGGAUUCAAACGGGCUUUGUGUGGAAACCAGUUUCUCAGAGUGAGAAAAAAGUAUUUAUGGUGUACAUAUGCUCAAAGAACAGCCACCCCCACCAAAUCAAGCAAUGCAAAAGUUGAAAAAUGUAUUUAUUAUUAUGUGAAUGAAAACUGUCAUCUGGUUUUAAAUAUACGUCCUAUCACACAUAGUGUGUGUGUUUAUUUAUAUUUUUAUGAUCUGUCUCAAAAUUAAAUGGUAAUUUUCCAUUCAUGCAUCAGUAUUUCUGCACAUAUAAUGACUACAUAUUUGAAGGGUUUUUUCAAACUGUGACAUCCUGUUUAAAAUAAUAUAAUUUCAUAUUUUUCACUGGUUCAAUAUUUUUCAUUCAGUGUGAAUUUAGAGGUGAAAAGAAAUACAUUCACACUAUUUUGAUCAUCAU